AUGGCCGACGUCGUGCUUAGGAUCGCAGACAACGUGCCAUACAGCCGCGAGACGAAGGAAGGUCAUCCAUCCAAGGCCCUCGGUGACCUCACGCUGCUGCGCGACAUUGUCUUGGACGCUGACAAGAUCCAGGCCAUCGGGUACGAGGGCAUCGAACGGUGUCGCGCCUACGCAAAACAUCUAGAGCCCUUCAUGGAGCCUGGCGACAUCGAGGAGUGCGUCGUCGAACACGCCGAGGCGAAGCUCGUGCGUUUGUACACCGGAGGGUUCAUCUGCACGGCGCCGGGCCGCGCCAUCGCCGAACCCCUGCAUCUGGAACUGGUCGAUUACCUCGAAGACGCCAAAGCAAAGAACAAAACUGAUUAA
This is a messenger RNA of Acanthamoeba castellanii str. Neff, 366 nucleotides long. RefSeq lists its product as uncharacterized. The transcript has a single exon. The record is from RefSeq and is a predicted model, not a curated record. NCBI's taxonomy places the organism in Eukaryota, Discosea, Longamoebia, Acanthamoebidae. Bases 1 to 366 code for a protein of 121 amino acids.